This is a messenger RNA of Girardinichthys multiradiatus, 3822 nucleotides long. RefSeq names its product RAD17 checkpoint clamp loader component (gene rad17). Gene Ontology annotation, biological process: mitotic DNA replication checkpoint signaling; DNA repair; DNA damage checkpoint signaling. The transcript has 16 exons. Gene Ontology annotation, molecular function: chromatin binding. NCBI's taxonomy places the organism in Eukaryota, Metazoa, Chordata, Actinopteri, Cyprinodontiformes, Goodeidae. Bases 227 to 2110 code for a protein of 627 amino acids. The record is from RefSeq and is a predicted model, not a curated record.
CAGCUUGUUUACGCCAUGAAACAGAAAAAGAGAAAGACAAUGCUUUUUUCCUAAGGAGAUGUAGAGCAGCAUGUGAUAUCUCCUAAAAGUGUUUUGUUAUGACGUUAUAUAUGUACGUUUACACAUUGUGUAGUUGUUUCGUUCUUUAAAGACCCAUUUGCUCCCGAAGGAGCAUCAGGAACUCUUCAGUCAGCAGUUUCCUCCGUGCUCAAAAACACGAACAAAAAUGAAAAAGUCAUCCUUGGAAGAUACAGCUAACUCAAGACGAGUACAUAACUGGGUGGAUCCAUCCUUCUCUAAUCCGUCUGACGAAAGAUUUUGCUCUGGGAAGAGAGAGGACAAACAAUUUUGGGAUUCCCAACCUGAAUGCCAGAGGCCUAGGAAAAGAAAAAAAGACAGAAGUGGCUUUCUUCGGCUGACAAAAUCGAUUAAAAAUGAUCCAGAUGAGCCAUGGGUUGACAGAUAUUCACCUUGUUCACAGGGUGAGCUCGCUGUUCACAAAAAGAAGAUUGAGGAAGUUGAGAAGUGGAUGAGAGGCCACACAAAUCCAUCAAAGGGUGGUAUUUUGAUACUGACAGGACCGUCAGGCUCUGGAAAAACUGCAACAGUCCAGGUUCUGUCUUUAGAGCUGGGCAUCAGAGUUCAGGAAUGGACUAACCCAUCAAGUGUAGAACCAUACUACGGCAGUCUGCCUGAAUGGAGAUUGAAAGGCUCGUCUUGCAGUUCUCAGUUGGCCCAGUUUCAGGAGUUUCUUCUGAGAGUUAACAAAUACAAAUGCCUGAAGAUGAAAGGUGAUAGAGAAGCUCCAGACAACAGGCUCAUCCUGGUGGAGGAUUUUCCAAACCAGUUCUACAGACAGCCUUGUGGCUUUCAUGACAUCUUGAGGUUCUUUGUGAAGAAUAGUCAGUGUCCGCUAGUGUUUAUAGUGUCUGGCUCUCGAAGUGGAGAAGGCAGCUUACAUUCUCUUUUCCCCAAAGACAUUCAAGAGGAACUGCACAUCAGCUGCAUCAGCUUUAAUCCUGUGGCUCCAACAACAAUGAUGAAGGUCCUGAAAAACAUUUUAUACAUGGAGACAGAAAAGCAGCGUCAUAAGAGCCUGUAUGUUCCUGACAAGUCAGAACUGGAAAUGCUCUGUUCAGGAACAUCCGGGGAUAUACGUAGUGUUAUCAAUAGUCUACAAUUUUGCUGUCUCCCAGAUAGAGGAUUGUUUACUUUGAAGAAACCACCUGCAGUACAGUUGGAAAGAACUGUUUCCCUAUCAAAACAGAGGAGGAAACGGGCAAUAUCAACUAGGAAGCAGGAAGAACACCAGGCUAUUGGUGGGAAAGAUGUUUCUGUCUUUCUGUUCAGGGCACUGGGAAAAAUUCUGCACUGUAAACGUGGGAACUGUGAAAGCGCUAAUGCAACUAAAGGUGCCUCUGGACCUGGCUUACCAUUUCACCUUUUGCACCAUCAUAGAGAAGUAUUGCUUGUACAGCCUGAGUCGGUUGUUGAGCGGUCACAGACUUCUGGAGAGUUCUUCAGCCUGUGCCUCCAUCAGAAUUACCUGGACUUCUUUUCUGAGAUAGAAGAUGUGGACAGAGCCUGCGAGUAUCUGUCUGAUGCUGAUCUUCUUACAGGAAAUUGGACGAUUCGUCACAUAAUAGGGGACUAUGGAUCUUCAGUGGCAACCAGGGGGUUGAUUCACUCAAACUCAUGUCAACUUUCUGUUGGCUUCAAACCACUCCACAAACCAAGUUGGUGUCUAGUCAGCAAAAAGCACCAGAACAACUCUCUGGCUGCCCAAUCCUUGUUCAGGAGCUUCCAUCUUACACCAGUCAGUCUACUGACUCAACUGCUUCCUUACCUGGCCAAACUUUGUAAUACCACAAGGAGUCAAGCGGAGAUAGCUAUUAUCCAGGAUGUGGGUCAGAUGUCACUGAGGAGAUGCUCGGGCAGAAUAAAACUGGAGAAUCUAGGAGACAAAGAGAUGGGCCAGGAGGUAGAGGAGGAAGAGGAAGAACAUUGUAGGACUGAGAAAGAUCUACAAGUCAGUCAGUCCCAACUUACUACGAACCAGGUUCUCUUGGAAGAAGAGGACCUGAUCAUAGAGGAAUAUGAAAGUGACUGAUUCAAAUGCCAAUGGGAUGCAUUUGUUGUUUUUCACUGAAAGAACAUUUCUUUAUUCCUUGUAUUCCCAUAACACCUUUUUAGAUAAAUUAAGUUUAUUUUGCACAAACGUUUGAAUUUUCAAACUGUUAUUGGAAAAUAAAUCAAUCUCCUUCAAAUCUGUUGUUUUACCUGAAAGGAUAUAAUAAAAAGAAAUCUUACCUCUAGCAUACGAAAGCACACAACAGAUUCCACUAUAACAUUAUUUAUUAAAAAUGUCAUUUUUCAAAAACUAAUCAGAAAAAGAUGCAAAAGCGGUGUAUUUAAAACUAAGUGCACAACUUAUUACUUAACUGCCAUUAGAACCACCUUGAAAUGGCAUUAAGUGGCUUUUUCUCUCAAAAUGUCACGUUCAUGUUGUUGAUGCGACGUUUUUUGGCUGAUUUUGGUUCAGUUGAUUGACGCGUAUGUUUCUCCAGUGUUCUCAGGGUUCUACCACACAUCUGGUUGGAAUCUGGACUGUGAUUCAUUUCAAUAUUUAUUAUUUUUUCAAUAUAUCUAGAUUUACUGCUAUGUUUGGAUCACUCCUCAGUGUUGCCCAAGUUUGAUCAAACUGCUCUAGAUUUGACUUUCGAAGGUUUUGGUUCUCAAAGAGUUAUGUUCAACUCAUGAACUACAAGUUGUAUCAGUCCUGUUCCUGUAAAACAAACCCAAAUUAUUCCCACUGUGCUUUAAACCUGGUAUUGGUUGACUGUGCUGCUACAUUCUGUUUUGGAAGAAACCAACCCUACUAAAUAAGCCAUACAUUUCACUCUUUUUUUAAAAUGUACAUUAACAUAUACGAUUUUCUGGUUAAAUUUGUGAAACCUGCAGCCAGAAGAAUUCUCAGCUAUGUUUUCCAUUUGUGAGGUUCCAUUUGUGCUGAUGUUUAUUAAAUCCAGUGCCUUUGAUUACCAGGAUCUGGCUGGCUUUAUUCUAAUUCCAACCAAAAUAGCAAGGGUGUACAUACUUUUUCAGACAGAGCUUUAAAUUGAGUUUUUUUUAUUUUAUUUAUUAAUUAAAUUAUGAUAGGGGAGAAUUUGUAGUGUGUUUUUGUAUGCCUGAGGUUACAUCUUAAUUACUGUUGGAACCUGGAACAAACCAGAUCUUUUUAUUAAGAUCUGUUAUGUAAGACCCUAUGAUCAAAAGAGGUUGUACUUUCUUUUUACUCUGGCUAUUUAUGUGAAGAAAAAUUACUUUGUACCAAGUUUCAAUGCUAUGCAAUUGAUAAAAAUCUGUAAAGCUCCAACCCUUCUCUACAAUAUGUUUCGUGGGAGUUCUGGUGAAGAAAGAACAUUUUGCCUUUCAGAAAGUCUUCAGAAAUGUUAGUGGUGAGCACAACACUUCAUAAUCUCAUAGACAAUGUUUUGUUGUUCUUUUGUUUGUCAUAUACAGCACAGGGACAGAAUGGGAAGUAACUAUAUUAAACUGUGCCCCUUUUUUUUUGUUUCUACAAUAUCAGCAAUCUGUUAAAUUCAUAUUCAUUCAAUGUGUUUUGCUACAUUUAUUUUUUCUGAUUCAUGUGUUGAAGCUUUAGUAACUUAUAACUAUUGCUUGCACAAUAAUAAUAGCAUCAUUUCAGUUUUUAUUUAUAAUUUUCCAUGAGUAUAAAGUAAUACAUUUUGUAUGUAGUUCUUUUUCAGAGAUCUGUUAUUUUAGUAAUUAGCAUACAAAUAAAGUUGUUACCAAAUAUGA